AUGCCUCCGCGUUCUCCAACCCAAGCCUUCGAGCCGACUCCGGCUCUGGAGCACGAUCCAGACAACUUCUCUCCUCUCACACGUUCAGACACACUGGCUGUUGCCUCAGACAAUAGUGGCAAUCAAAACAAUCCCAAAGCCGUGCGAUUCUCCGAAGCGCCGGCGUCACAACUUCGAGGUCGUCAUUCUAUAGCCACCACAAAUGUCCCUCUACUUCCACCUGUACCCUCUGCCAGUCAGUUACCGAAGCAUGGAUUUCAGAUCACAAACACGAAUUCGGAAGUAGACAUCACCGCCUACAUGGAUCAAUGUCGUUUGUGGAACACACAGAUGAGAGAAUCCCACGAAGCGGAGCGAAGAGCGUGGGAUAUAGAACGGACUGCGCUCAAAGCCCGCAUUGCCGAGUUGGAGAGGAGAUUGAACAGAACAAGAGACCCCAAGAGGAGGUCAAGCAACGACUCUUCGAGUAAUAGUCUUCAUUCGUUUCGGUCGGAUCACUACUUUGGUGUUGACGGUACUCACCAACGCCGAUUCAUCUCUGAACCAGCCAAUGCACCACCGCCCGUUUGGAAGGGCCCUGAGAGCACUCCCCCUGUCACCAGAGUCUUCUCGCGUGACGAUGAUGUCGCUCACCUUCCCAGUAUAUCGGAAAAUGAACCGCUCCCAUCGUUGUCCAAACAGAUUUCGCCGACGUCGAGCGGCCAGGAAAAUGUUCCGGUGCCGAUUGAGCAGGUGGAUAACACUCUGGAUGGAAUCACCCUCAAAUCAGGGGGUUUGACUUCGUCCUUCGACACAGGAAUCACCAGUCCACAGUUUGUCUCCCCUAUCCAAUCGCCGCCAGCCCAACCAAAGGAAGGUGCCGACGGCCUUUUCCAAGUUGAUGUCAAGAGCCUACUGUCUCCACUGGACCAGAAGCUAAGGAUGCAUGCUGGACACACGCCCAUGGCCUACAUUGGGACUGAUUCCUCCAGCCUGGCGAGUACCGAUGGUCUGAGUCCGCAAGAGGAGCCUCUUGAGCCAGCUCCUACAAAGCGACCUCCCCUACGUCCUUCCGAGAAUUCGGAUUCGUACUUCUCCUUCACUUCUGCAGCAAAAGAACAGAUCGAUGAACCCAAGGACACCAUCCCAGAAGAACAAGACCCGGAGCAGGAGUCGUCGUAUGAACCCGACGACGAUCCUGCGCUGAAAGGGCCACUCAUGCUAGAUCCGACUGCUAAGACCAAGGCGGCUAGUACUUUCCUCGGUAUUGUCGAUGAAAAGCUGGUUGAAUUGGUGCAGCAGUCCGAGCAGGAGGCUGGUCCUUCCGGAAGCACUGAGGAGAAGGAACCAGAGAAGCCAUCACAAGAGACUACACAUCAGGAACCAGAUGACGAGAUGCCCAGGUUGAGAAUCCGAGCCAGCACGAACUUUGGCAGUGCUUGGGGUGGAGAUAUGCCUGGCCGCAUGUGA
Capronia coronata CBS 617.96 is the source of this 1449-nucleotide messenger RNA. RefSeq lists its product as uncharacterized. NCBI's taxonomy places the organism in Eukaryota, Fungi, Ascomycota, Eurotiomycetes, Chaetothyriales, Herpotrichiellaceae. The transcript has a single exon. The coding region runs from base 1 to 1449 and encodes 482 amino acids. The record is from RefSeq and is a predicted model, not a curated record.